AGGGGUAGGCUGCGCGGGAGGCCGAGAGGGGGCAGCAGGCGAUGGCGGCGGCAGCGGCGGCGGCGGGUCGUCUAGGCUGGUUGCUCGCCGCGCUGUGCCUGGGCAACGCCGCCGGGGAGGCGGCGUCGGGCCCGCGAGUGUUGGGCGUCUGUCUGGAGGAGGACGGAGCCGCGGACGCGGGGUGGGAGCGCGGAGGAGAGGUGCGGGCCGCACCGGAGGCCACCUUCCGCCUACGCCUCUUCGGCUCCGGCUUGGCCAACAGCUCCUGGUCCUGGGUGGCCCCCGAGGGGGCGGGCUGCCCCGAGGGCGGGCCGGCCGCGGCGCCCGAGGAGGCGGCGGCCCCCACGGGCGAGUGGCGCGCACUCGCGCUGCUGCGCCUGCGCGCCGAGGCCGUGCGCCCGCAUUCGGCGCUACUCGCCUUGCGCGUGGAGCCAGGCGGCUCGGCCGCCGAGGAGGCGGCGCCGCCCUGGGCGCUGGGCCUGGGGGCGGCGGGGCUGCUGGCGCUGGCGGCGCUGGCGCGCGGCCUUCAGCUAACCGCACUGGCGCUGGCGCCCGCCGAGGUGCAGGUGCUGCGCGAGAGCGGCUCGGAGGCCGAGCGCGCGGCGGCGCGGCGCCUAGAGCCCGCGCGGCGCUGGGCCGGCUGCGCCCUGGGCGCGCUGUUGCUACUGGCCAGCCUGGCGCAGGCGGCGCUGGCGGUGCUGCUGUACCGCGCGGCCGGCCAGCGCGCCGUGCCCGCCGUGCUGGGCAGCGCGGGGCUCGUGUUCCUGGUGGGCGAGGUGGUACCGGCUGCCGUGAGCGGGCGCUGGGCGUUGGCGCUGGCGCCGCGCGCGCUGCUCCUCAGCCGCCUGGCCGUGCUGCUGACCCUGCCGGUGGCGCUGCCCGUGGGCCAGUUGCUGGAGCUGGCGGCGCGGCCCGGGCGGCUGCGCGAGCGCGUGCUGGAGCUGGCCCGCGGCGGCGGCGACCCCUACAGCGAUCUCAGCAAGGGCGUGCUGCGCUGCCGGACCGUGGAGGACGUGCUCACGCCGCUCGAGGACUGCUUCAUGCUGGACGCCAGCGCCGUGCUGGACUUCGGCGUCCUGGCCAGCAUCAUGCAGAGCGGCCACACGCGCAUCCCAGUGUACGAGGAGGAGCGCUCCAACAUCGUGGACAUGCUCUACCUCAAGGACUUGGCCUUCGUGGAUCCCGAAGACUGCACGCCGCUCAGCACCAUCACCCGCUUCUACAACCAUCCGCUCCACUUUGUCUUCAACGACACCAAACUGGACGCUGUCCUGGAGGAGUUCAAACGAGGGAAGUCCCACCUGGCCAUCGUGCAGAAGGUGAACAACGAGGGUGAAGGUGACCCCUUCUACGAGGUACUGGGCCUGGUCACCCUGGAGGACGUCAUUGAGGAGAUCAUCAAGUCUGAGAUCCUGGACGAGUCUGAGGACUACCGAGAUGCCGCCGUGCGGAAGAAGGCUGCUCCUCUGAGUGCCCCUCUCAGGCCGAAAGAGGAAUUCUCCCUGUUCAAGGUGUCUGAUGAUGAACAUAAAGUGAAAAUCUCGCCUCAGCUGCUCUUGGCCACCCAGCGCUUCCUGUCCCGAGAGGUGGAUGUAUUCAGCCCCCUGCGAAUCUCCGAGAAGGUCCUGCUGCACCUGCUGAAGCAUCCCAGCGUCAACCAGGAAGUGAGGUUUGACGAGAGCAACCGUCUGGCUGCACACCAUUACCUGUACCAGCGCAGCCAGCCGGUGGACUAUUUCAUUCUCAUCCUGCAGGGCAGGGUUGAGGUGGAGAUCGGGAAAGAGGGCCUGAAGUUCGAGAAUGGGGCCUUCACCUACUAUGGAGUGUCUGCCCUGACAGCACCAUCCUCAGUUCACCAGUCCCCGGUGUCCUCGCUCCAGUCCAUCCGCCACGACCUGCAGCCCGAGCCAGCCGAUGGUGCCCGCUUGUGUGCGUACUGUCCUGACUACACCGUGAGGGCCCUCUCCGACCUGCAGCUCAUUAAGGUCACGCGGCUGCAGUACCUCAAUGCACUCCUGGCCACUCGGGCUCAGAACCUGCCACAGUCCCCGGAGAACGCAGACCUCCAGGUCAUCCCAGGCAGCCAGACCAGGCUCCUCGGUGACAAGACAGCCCCAGCAGCAGGGCCCAACCACAGCAGACCCGGCCUCCCAGCGGAGGAGAGCCCUGGGCGGAACCCAGGGGUUUAACUGCUUGCCAGGCAGCCCCAGGUCUGGGGAAUGGACAAGCACGUGGGGAACUGGAGAGCCGAGGAGUAGCUUGUCAGCCUGUCCCCAUCCCCUCCAGGCCACGUUUUAGAUGGCCCUUAUAGAUGUGGGUCCUGGGCUGUCCUCAGAGCCAGACCUCAAUGCCGGGAGCCUUCAGCGGGUCCUGCCCUCCUUUAGGAAAUGGGGGUCAGUUGGGGCACAGUCCUCCAGGCCUGCUUCUGAAGGGAAUGGAAAGACACUGUCAUCUCCGGUCCCCAGGACCCAGCCUUCUCCCUGUGACAGUGCAGUGUAUUUAUACCUCUUUGGGCCAAGCCAUGAUGUGAGUGCACGGUUACUGCCUUUACGUGGCCGUGACCUGUACUCGCUUCGCUUUCAAUUUGCCAACCUUCUGCUGCCGGCAGCACUUUGAGCAAACCAGGAGCACUAGUUGGGGCUGGGGGGGUUCACAUCCUUGGCCGUAGCCACAGUGAACGAUUUGGCUUCCCUUACAAUGCCGUGUUUCAGAGCACGCGCCCCAGCCUGUCCCAUGUGCCAAACCUCAAAGCUCGAUGACCCACCGGUAUGUGCCACUGUCCUGCUCCCUCCUGUGGAGGUCGCUUCUCUGAGCCCUGUGCUCAGAGCCCUGAGCAAGAGAGCUGGCCCCCAGUGGCACUGAGGAGGCCUGCUCCUUCUGCUUCUCUGCCUGUCUUGCUUAGUUGCUUCUAACGGUAUUGUCACUUUCUGUGUUUGAAGAAGAGAGGUCACCCAUGGGAGGAAGGGGUGUGCUGCCCCUAACUCUUUCUCAGUUGCUCGAUCCCAGGGAGAGGAUCCAGCCGUUAGACCUACUUUGUACCUUCUUCCUAGGCCUCCAUGGAGAGCUGGAUGGCUGUCAUUUGCACGGAGAGAGGCAAGGGAGGGAAGGGUUGGUUAUGGAGCAGGUAGAACCUCAUCCCCUUUCUUUAAAAAAACAAAAACCCAUCAGUUUUUCUUGUAUCUCUGAAACAUUUCAGCUGUUUGCUUUUUUGCUGUUCUUAGCUGCGGGGUUUUAGAGAAUUGGGAACAAGAAGGCAUUUAUGUUUUUCUUCUGGCUUACCCAUUUUUACCUUCUGCAGUUCUUCAACUGUGCAGAAACUGGGGCGUCACAGAGACGUAGGAUUGCAGACUGGAUGGGGGGGGAGGAUUUCUGGAACCUUUCUCAAAGGAAUUUGGGUCCCUUAUCUGGGACCGUUGGGAAUGAAGGCCAAAGAACAAUGGCAUGCUCGCUUAGAAACUUCUCAAGGAGUUCUAAGAGCAAACCCGGGUGGGAAGCAUAUUUUACAAUCAUCUCUCUCCAGAACAGUGGUUCUUAACCUUGGCUGCACGUUAGAAUCACCUGGCAAGUUGAAAAAUACUGAUACCUGAUACUUGGGGUCUCCUCUUCCAGGGAGCCUGAUUUAAUUGAUCUGGGCAUGAGGAUUUUAUUUUUUGAAACAAUUUUAAUUUAAAAAAAAAUUUUUUUUUUUUAAAGUGAGCUCCUACCCAACAUGGGUCUUGAACUCCUGACCCUGAGAUCAAGAGUCGUGUGCUCUACUGAGUCAGGCAGGCACCCCUGAAAAAAUUUCAGGGUUACAUAAGAGUGAAGGGUUAUAUCCAUACACACUUCACCCAGCUUCCCCUAAUGUUAACAUCUUACAUAUAACCUGGUACAUCUAUCAGAACUAAAAAAAUUAACAUUGGUACAAACCUGUUAACUAAUUACCGACUUUAUUUGGAUCUUAAUGGUUUCUCCAAUAAUGUCCUUUUUCUGUUACAGGAUCCAAUUCUGGAUACCAAGUUGCAUUUAGAGUUACUGCUUUUUUCUAAGUCUUUAUUUUGAAACAAUUACAGAUCCAUAGGAAGUUGCAAGCUAGAGGGACCCUUCACCCAGUUUUCCUCAGUGGUUACUCUUACGUAGUUAGAACACAGUAUCAAAACCAUGAAGCUGACACUGGCACAAUGUGGAUGAUCAUUCUCUGUCCUCCCGGGUAGAUCUGUGUAGCUGCCAUUGCCCUCUCGAUAAAGAGCCGUCCCACCACACGGGGAUCUCCCUCCCAUUAGAGCCAUAGCACCCCCUCAGCUUCUGUCCCUAACCCCUGGCAACCACUAAUCUAAGAUUUUGUCAUUUCAAGAAUGUUGUGUAAGUGGGGUCAUAUAGUACGUGACCAUCUGGAAUUGGCUUUUUUCACUCAGCAGAAUAUUCCGGAGAUGCAUCCAGGUUGUUUGUGUCUAGUUCAUUCCUUUUGAUUGCUGCGUAGUAUUCCUCGAUAUGUUCACUGUCCUGAUGAAGGACAUCUGGGUGGUUUCCAGUUUUUGGCUAUUCCAAAUAAAGCUGCUAUGAACAUUCA
Molecule: messenger RNA, 4549 nt
Organism: Callorhinus ursinus (northern fur seal)
Lineage: Eukaryota; Metazoa; Chordata; Mammalia; Carnivora; Otariidae
Source: RefSeq, a predicted model, not a curated record